AUGGGGGAGCAUAUGGCCCUGUGCAGCAGCAGCAGCAGCAGCCGCUGCUGCCAGCAGCAGCAGCAGCAGCAGCAGGAGCUGGGGAUUCUUGUGGGCUUCUCUCUGCCGCAGCAACAACACAUUCGAGUAGCACUGAGCCGCAGCAGCAAAGGCCCGUCACGGCGGCUGGCGCACGAGCUGGAGCUGCUGCAGGCAGCAGGAGGUGCUGCUGCAGCAGCAGGUUUGGGGCGGAAGCGUCAGAAGCGGCCUUCUUCGUUUUACCAGGACGGGGAGUGCAGCAGCAGCAGCAGCGCAGCAGCAGCAGCAGCGCAGCAGCAGCGCAGCAGCUCUCCCGCAGCGGGGGGCUCGGGGGAGGGUUCUGCGGUGAGCGUGGGCACCACCCGUCGGACGCGUUCGCGGGCUGCUGCUGCUGCUGCGCGCCAAGCAGCAGCAGCAGACAGCAGCAGCAGCAGCAGCAGCAACGCGUACGGCACUGCUGCUGAGCUGCUGCAGCGCAGCAGCAGACGCCGCCGCUGCCUCAACGGCGACGACCUCGCCAGCAUCAGCAGCGACAUGUGGUGCGACCCCGACAGCGAACCAGCAGCAGCAGCAGCAGCAGCAGCAGCAGCAGCAGCAGGGGGACACUUGAAGUCCUUAAAAGCUGCGCAGUGGUUUUUAGGUCCAGUGGACCCUCUGGUGGACCAGGUGCCGGACUACUGGGAGGUCGUGGGGCGGCCAAUGGACCUGGCUGCGGUGGAGCGGAAGCUGCAGCAGGGUUUGUACGCGCACCCCUUUUUGUGGCAGCAAGAUGUUCGCCAGGUUUUCUUCAACGCCUUUUCCUACCAUUUAGUGUCUUCGGAGGUUUGGAAAGAUGCAACAACUCUGGCGCUGGAGUUCGAGAAGUGCUGCAAGCAGUGCAGCGAGGUCAACCCGCAGCAGCAGCAGCAGCAGCAGCAGCAGCAGCAGCGGCAGCGGGGGGGGUGCGGGGGCGCGCUGGAGCGGGGCGCGGGCGAGCCCGGGGGCGCGCAGCAGCAGCGCGCGCAGGCUGCUGCUGCUGCAGCGGCGGGGGCUGUUCUGCAGCAGGAGCUCCAGCUGCUGCAGCAGCAGGCGCUGCUGCUGCUGCUGCUGCUGCUGCCAGGCAGAGAGUGGCAGCGACUCAAGAAGCGGCCUGGAGCAGCAGCGACAACAGCAGCGAAGUGGCGCUGUGCCGAGGGACCUCGCUGCUGCUGCUGCUGCUGCUGCUGCUGCUUUUGGUGGCUGCUGAGAAGGCCCAGCAGCAAGUGCAGCAGCUGCAGCAGCAGUUGCAGCAGCACCUGGAGGCCUCAGGCCUCUCGGAGUUGCUGCUCUCAGGAUGGAGACCUGAGCAGCAAACUGCAGCAGCAGAAGGGGCCCCCCCGGAGGCCCCCAGCUGCCUGGGGCCCCAAUAUGGGUCUGGCAGCAGCAGCAGCAUUUUGUCUGUGA
Messenger RNA from Eimeria tenella, 1440 nucleotides. RefSeq names its product bromodomain domain-containing protein, putative. The transcript has 6 exons. Bases 1 to 1440 code for a protein of 479 amino acids. Gene Ontology annotation, molecular function: protein binding. Lineage: Eukaryota; Apicomplexa; Conoidasida; Eucoccidiorida; Eimeriidae. The record is from RefSeq and is a predicted model, not a curated record.